UAUAAAUCCUCCUGUUCACUUCGGAUGAGACGAGUCCUGCACCGUGUGUGUGAUGUGUGAUAUUUUCAUCUCUCUCUGGAGCUAUUUUAGGAAAUAUUAGAGAUUUUGGUGCUAAGUGAGCGUAAUGUACGGUUUAACACGUCCUCCUGUAGUUGUGAUGUGGACCGUGUGAAGUGAUGAAACGUGGAGUUAGUGAACUUUUCGCAUCUUUCACACUUCCUGUCCAUCGGAAAUCCAGGAUCGCUCUUUGCUUCGCUGUAAAUAUUUUGUAAAAAAUGGCCGACCCUUAUCAAAACAGCUAUCACCAUGGCGACGGUUACCAGGCCGAAUAUCAAGAGGACGAAGACGCAGCGAGCGAUGUCACUGAGGGUCAUGAUGAGGACGACCAGAUGUACGAGGGUGAGUAUCAGGGCAUCCCGCACCCGGAUGAGGUCAAAGCACCUAGGUCAAAGGUCAAACUCCGUGCAGAUCCGGAUGAAGACGACAGUCUGGCGGAGCAGUAUGAGGAGAUCAUCCAGGACUGCGGACACGGACGCUUCCAGUGGAGUCUGUUCGUGGUGCUGGGCUUGGCGCUGAUGGCCGACAGCGUCGAGUGUUUCGUCGUGGCGUUGGCGCUUCCCAGUGCAGAGAAGGACAUGUGCAUGUCUAAUGCAGAGAAAGGCAUGCUGGGUCUGAUCGUUUUCCUGGGAAUGAUGUUUGGAGCGUUCGUUUGGGGAGGAAUGGCUGAUAAAGUGGGACGACGGAAAUGUCUGAUUAUCGCUCUGACCAUCAACUGCAUUGCUGCCUUCCUCUCAUCCUUCUCUCAGGGAUAUGGGUUCUUUAUCUUCUUCAGACUCAUCUCUGGCUUCGGUAUCGGUGGCUCCGUCCCGAUCGUGUACUCGUAUUUCUCAGAGUUUCUGCAGAUGGAUAAGAGAGGAGAACAUCUCAGCUGGCUUUGUAUGUUCUGGAUGAUUGGUGGAAUUUAUGCUUCAUUCACUGCCUGGGGCAUCAUCCCUCACUACGGAUGGGGUUUCAGUAUGGGUUCAGAGUUUCAGUUCCACAGCUGGCGUGUGUUCGUGUUGGUCUGUGCUCUGCCGGCCGUCUGCGCUCUUAUCGGCCUCAGCUUCAUGCCUGAAAGUCCACGUUUUUUGCUGGAGCACGCUAAACAUGAUGAAGCCUGGAUGAUCCUGAAGCACGUUCACGACACUAACUGGAGAGCGAAAGGAGCACCGGAGCGAGUGUUCACCGUUUCUCAGAUCAAAACUCCAAAGACUCAGGAGGACGAGUUUUUUGAGAUUCGGACCUCCACAGGAACGUCUCUGCAGAGAUGGGCGGUUCGCACCGUGACUCUAAUUAAACUGGUGUUGAAGAACGUCUUGUCUCUCUUAUCUCACGAUCUGAGACUGUCUACCCUGCUCAUGGCUGUUAUCUGGUUUACGAUGGCCUUCAGUUAUUACGGCUUAGCUGUGUGGUUCCCCGACAUGAUCAAACACCUCCAGUAUGAAGAGUACGAGUCCAAGGUGAAGAAUUUCCCCGGAGAGAGAAUCGAAAACUUCCACUUCAACUUUUCUCUGGAGAACCAAAUCCACCGAGACGGAAAAUACAUCAACGACAAGUUCAUCAGCAUCAAGAUGAAGUCCGUCACGUUUGAGGAUUCGCUCUUCGAGGACUGUUAUUUUGAAGACAUCAGUUCUACAGACACAUAUUUUGAAAACUGCACCUUUAGAUCCACCACCUUUUACAACACAGAUCUGUACAAGGACAACUUCAUCGACUGCAAGAUGGACAACACGAGCUUCCUGCACCCAAAAAAGGGCUGCCACCUGAACGUGGAGGAGGAGAACGAUGUCCUCGUUUACCUGGUCAGCUUUCUGGGAAGUCUGGCUGUGCUUCCAGGGAAUAUAAUUUCAGCGAUGUUCAUGGAUAAGAUCGGGAGAAUUAAAAUGAUCGGAGGCUCCAUGAUCAUCUCCGCCGGCUGCACCUUCUUCCUGUUUCUGAGCUUCAGUCAGUCAGCCAUCAUCGCCCUGCAGUGUCUGUUCUGUGGCGUUAGCGCGGCGGCGUGGAACGGCAUCGAGGUCAUCACCGUGGAGAUUUACCCCGCCUCUAAAAGAGCUACAGCAUUUGGUGUCCUAAAUGCAUUGUGUAAACUGGCGGCCAUCAUGGGCAGUUCCAUCUUUGCCUCAUUUGUGGGAGUCACUAAAGUCAUCCCCAUCUUCCUGUCCUGCACUGCACUGCUGUGUGGAGGACUGUUGGCUCUCAAACUGCCCGAAACCAGAGAGAAUGUUCUGCUGUGAUGAGAGAACAACACACACACACACACACACGCGCACACACACACACACACACACACACACACACACACACACACACACACACACAGAGGGGGUAGGAAGUCUCUGUCUGAAACACUAGUUGACAAAAAAGUCUCUAGAGAUCAAAAUUGGGUGUUUGUUCUUCCUCACAGCGUCCCGGAGCAUCGCUGUCGAGUUAAAUAAAAUAAUCAGUAAUAAGAUCCUCAGAUUAAGCCUCAAAUCACUUAUUCACACUUUCACAAAACAGUA
This is a messenger RNA of Tachysurus vachellii, 2540 nucleotides long. RefSeq names its product synaptic vesicle glycoprotein 2Bb (gene sv2bb). Gene Ontology annotation, molecular function: transmembrane transporter activity. NCBI's taxonomy places the organism in Eukaryota, Metazoa, Chordata, Actinopteri, Siluriformes, Bagridae. Gene Ontology annotation, cellular component: membrane. Gene Ontology annotation, biological process: transmembrane transport; chemical synaptic transmission. The record is from RefSeq and is a predicted model, not a curated record. Bases 276 to 2273 code for a protein of 665 amino acids. The transcript is spliced from 13 exons.